Messenger RNA from Ziziphus jujuba (common jujube), 5499 nucleotides. RefSeq names its product disease resistance RPP13-like protein 4. Bases 2741 to 5302 code for a protein of 853 amino acids. Gene Ontology annotation, biological process: defense response to other organism. Gene Ontology annotation, molecular function: ADP binding. Lineage: Eukaryota; Viridiplantae; Streptophyta; Magnoliopsida; Rosales; Rhamnaceae. The record is from RefSeq and is a predicted model, not a curated record. The transcript is spliced from 5 exons.
AAUAGUCUGGUCUUCUUCUUUUUGGAGUUGAGGGAAAAAAACAGAGAGUAAAAAGAAUGUUGCAGAUCGUGUAGAGCUUUGUGCAAAAGAAAUCCCUUUAGCUUUCGGAGACAUUCUUCUUUGUCUUUCUUUGUGUUCUCAGAGUGGGUUUGAGAGAGAUCUCUAUGGCGAUCGAAGAGUGAAUGGGUCUAUUGGGAUUUUGGGUUUGGUUUUGGGAAUUCUUGUGUGAAUCCACCAUUAAAGGUUCCGUGAUUAAGCUUGUAAACAUAAUAUUCAUAUAGUGCAGAAGCUUGACGCCUGAGCAACGAGAACGUAGGUCGAUUUUGACUGAACCUCGCGAUGGCAAAAUUUUCAGGAAUAUCAUCAGUUUGCCUUUUCAUGAUGUUUAACCUCAAUGUAUCAGCUGUUUGCGGUGUUUGUGCCAAUUUCAUUGUUGAAUUAAAUUUCAGCCUCCUUUUCAAGCAGGAAAUGGAGCUAUCUUCGAUAGGAUUUAGAAUACUAGAAAGACUUCGCUUGUAUGUAUUAAUAUUCUUUUCUUUCGUCUGAUUCCAAGGGCUGAUGAAAAUUGAUAUGAUCAUUAAGGUAGGAUUUAUUAUGAAAAAGGUAACAAAAGGGAAUGUUACAACAAAGUUGUCGGACCUUGGAGGUUAACCUAGCUACGUUCCGCAGCAUGUGGAAGCGGUACUGUCAGAUCAAUUUCUGCUAUUGUGUGUGAUACUAAUGUUCCAUCUCAAUUAGCUUCGUAUUCUGGCAUCUUCUAUAUUGAAUUUUUGAAAAGAAAUUUAUAUUUUCUUAGUUUUUUUGGUAGUUAUUUCAUUUUUCAUGCAUCCAUAUCUGUAUACCUUUUCAAUUUACAGAUCCUCCUUUUACUAUUGGGGAAACUUUACUGGUUUGGUGAAUCUGAUAUUGGAAUUAGAGUAAUUUGCUAUUAGUGUUACUAGAAAAUAAACAGAAACUUGGACUUUGAUGCGAAAACAAUGUUGUCAACUUUGGUAAUGUUCAUAAAAUUGACCAUGUCACAAAAAAAUGCAUGAUUCCUCUUUUGAUCUGUUUCUGGUUUAUGUAUUCCAGUAAAUAUACUUGACUAAUCAAAAUUAGAUAAAUAUCUGAUUAAAAAUCAUGUUGGUUUACGUAUUUAGAGGUUACAAUUGUCAGCGAAUUACAUACUUUCAUAAUUUGUAUUCAUGGUGAUUUUACUUCAUUCUUCUUUUCAUUUUACAUUUCUUACGUAGGCAGGCUCAUGGACCUGGGUUUUGUUUUCUCCUGUUAUGUUCUAUCAGCAAUGGCUAUGAUGCAAACUUAGAUAGUAAGAAUUGGCUAUGAUGCAAACUAAUUUUGGCUUAUAGCUUUUUUGGUUAUUUAGUUAUUAUUAUUAUUAUUAUUACUAAUUUUAUAUAUGAGUUACUUUGUUGUUGUUAUCCAUUUCUUUCCAUGAACAUCGAACUGGUUAGCAGUACACGUACGUGAAAUGAAGCUGAUCAAAUCCUAAUGGUCACUUGCAUGCUUUAAGUUUGGGCUUUUCUUAGUGAGGCUGUUUCGCAUUUACUAAUAAUGACAGAGAGAAAGUGUUGUAAUAUGAUUGUUGUGUUAUGUACUUCGUACAGAUUAUGGCUGUACCAUUGAGAUGCCCAGUCUGUAGUUUAGUGUCUCAGCCAAGGAAGAUUCAGUAUUUUUAAGCAUGAAUUUAGGUGUGGAGGUAAGGAAGUCUCAAACAGCUGUAAAGAAUUCUUCAUUUAGAGUUGGUAGACCUUAUUGACUCUCUCUAUUUUAGUUUCUGCAGGCUGCAGCUACAUUAUAAUACUUUUGUGAACAAAUGUCGUUUUACCUUAUUCAUAAACUUUUAUGUUGUCUAAUUUUGUCAUUGACUUAUCCUGAGUAUGUGACUUGAAAUAACAUUUAUGUUGCUAUUUUGUGCUGUAGUCUUUUAACUGUUUGUCAAAUGUCCUGUACGAUGCAUUUAAUAGGUGAUAUUUCAGAACUUAGAUGAUAGCAUUUUAUAUAGUAAGGUUAAAUUUAAUAGGUGAUAUUAAAUCUUGGACAUUAAGAAACUCUGUGGGAAUGGAAUCUAAUUUCUAGCAUCAAAAUUAAAAAAAAAGUACAACCUGUAAAUAAUGGUUUUUAAGCUAUUGCAUCAGCCUUCAGCCAAGUUAUUUGUGGAUCCUAAGUUCUACUCGAACUUCAACUCGUUGCGAAUUUUAAGUAUAUAGAAACGUGAGAUUCAGCCUCCAGGAUCUUGAUCUGAAUUAAUCUUUUUAUUUUCUUUGAUCUGAUCUAAUUGCUUUUGUUCAGUGGAAUUUUCCUUUGUUUCCCCCAGAAAAAGGAAAAAAAAAAAAAAAAUUGCAGAGAGAGAUGAGCUGUGGGUAAAAUGAGAUCGAUCACACUUGCUGGGGAAUCACGCACGCUAAGUAAAACUUGGAGACCAAGUCCAGUAGACUUGCAGACCAAGCCAAGCACCAAGCAAGGUAAAAUUGGAGACCAAACCAAUAUAGUAAUUGAACUUAUGUUCAUUCAUUCUAAUUCUUGCCUUUAGCGUAGUAGGGGGGAAAAAGCUAUCAUUUCAAGUCUUUCAAAAUUUCUCUUCAAGCCCUUUUUUGGCAAGUGAGAGAUUUCUUUAAGUAGAAAUCUAAGUGAUUUUGUUCCAAGAUUUGUGUUUUAAGUAAUAGAUCUCCUAGCAAGCAUAAAAUUCUUCUCUAGCGUGUGCAAGUAGGAAGGUAGAAGACAAAUUAAGCAGGAAGCAAUCAUGUCUCAGCCGGUAGAUGCUAUGCUCCAAAACCUUUUUCAACUAGUAAAGAACGAGGCACAAUACGCAUUGGACUUCAAAGUUGAGUUUGAUAAAAUGGAGUCACGCCUUGAUCUUAUGAUAGCCUUCAUGAUUGACACUGAGAAUCUCAAGAAUAAGAAUGAAGUUGCCAAGGCAGCUAUAAUCAAGCUUAGGGGAAUGAUUUAUGAUGCUGAUAACGUUCUUACUGAUUGCAUUGUCAGAGAUGAAUACAAGAAAUAUCGAUCUUGCUUCCAUUCAUACCUCUCUGAUCCAUUGUUUUUGUAUAAGACAGGAAAGAAAUUGAAAGACAUCAAUACGAGAAUUGAGCAGAUAGAGAAGAGCUUGGGUAGUUUCCAAAGAGACCCACAUCAUACCAUUCACACUGAAGAUUCAAGCCAUGCUAGAGGAUUCAUGUCUCAGGAUUCCUACCCAUCCGAGACAGUUGGAUUGGAAGCUGAUUUGAAGAAGAUCAAAGGGUGGAUUCUUGACACCCAAGAAACACUUUUGCAAAUUGCCAUUGUGGGGAUGGGGGGUUUGGGAAAAACCACCAUUGCCCAGAAAAUCUUUCAUGAUAAUGAGGUACUAAGUCGGUUUGAUAAGAUCAUAUGGGUUACUGUUUCAAGAGCUUUUAGGGAGGAGCAUGUUCUAAAGCGCAUGUUGGAAAGGUUAGGGAAAAAGGUAUCUGGGUUCGAUAGUAGCCAAUUGCUUGGAGAGUUUCAACAAGUUCUUGCUGAUAAGACUUGCCUUAUUGUUAUGGAUGAUGUAUGGGAAAUGAAUAUGGAAUGGUGGACAACCCUGUGCUCCAUUUUUCCAAGACGAGAUGGUAAAAGCAGCUGCAUCAUAAUUACUACAAGGAAUGAAAAUGUUGCUAAUGAUAUGGGCAUUGAAAACUCGCGGAUCCAUAAGCCUGAUUUUCUAAAUUACAUCGACAGUUGGUCUUUAUUCUCCAAAUUUGCAUUUUCUUCUAAUAAGGGAAUUUGUCCAAAUCCCAAGUUUGAGAAAAUAGGCAAGGAUAUCACGAAGAAGUGUGGGGGGCUUCCACUAGCAAUCAAGACAAUAGGAGCUUUAUUAGCACCAAAGAUUGAAUCGCUUGCUAGUUGGACUCAAACUUGGGAAAGUUUUCAUGACUUGACAACUGAAGGAAGAAAUAAAUCGGUUAUGGCAUCUCUUCAACUGAGUUAUGAUGAACUCCCAUCUCAUCUAAAGCAAUGCCUAUUGUCUUUCUCCAUUUACCCUGAAGACUUCGAGGUAAGAACCGAACAACUAAUCCAUUGGUGGGUUGGUGAGGGUCUUAUCCAGGGCAAAGGCUCAAAAUCAGCAAUUGAAAUGGGGUACGAAUACCUCUUGCAACUAGUGAAAAGGUGUCUUGUCGAAGCUAUGCAACAACGACGCUAUGAUGGGAGGAUCUACAACUGUAAGAUACAUGAUAUGGUGCGGGAAUUGAUCAGCAUGAAUGCUCAGGAGGAGGCAUUUUGUAGCUUUGAUGAAAAAGGCCAGCAAAGAUUGACAGAGGAAUGUCGGUGGUUAGGUUUCAGCAAUGCCAUGCAAGGAAAGCCACUAGGAAACAAGUCGAAGAUCAGAGCAUUAAUUUUAUUGGUGUCAAAUAUCGUGAAGCAUGACUUAAAGAAUUUUGGCUCACUGACAUCCCUUAGAGUGUUGGAUAUCUCAAAUAGCAACUUGAAAGAGAUCAAUGCAGAAGAGCUGUUUAAGUGGAUUAGUUCCCUCAAACGAUUAGCGAAUCUGAAUCUUGCUGGAGUUCGAGGCUUAGAAUCAGUGCCAUCUUCAAUUAGAAAACUUCUCAAUCUUCAGUUAUUGGUUUUGACCAAAUGCGUCGAUCUGAAAAGUAUACAUCCAUCAAUUACAACUUUAAGGAGGCUGAUAUUAUUAGACUCGAGGUCUUGUCCACUUGAGAACCUACCCAGGGGAUUGGGAGGGUUAUCUAAUCUUCAAGAACUAUCUGGAUUCAUGGUGAUGAGUCAGUCGAAAGGAAACUGCUGCCAACUUAUUGAGCUUGGAGAACUUAAACAGAUGAGAGUACUUCGAAUCAACUUAAGUGAUGAUACUGAAGUCUCAGAAAACGAGCUGAACGUCCUAGCUCAUCUCGAAAACCUCAAGGUUCUAGGUAUUGAUGCUGGCAAUUGUAAGAGGAACACCUCAGAGAUCUUGAAGAAGAUGGAUCGGCUAGUUCCUCCUCCAGCGUUGCAGGAGCUGUAUCUUAGGAAUUACCGUCACUCAACUCUACCAUUGUGGGUUUGUCCCUCCCGGCUUACUAGAUUGCAAUACCUUUCCAUUGAAAAUGGAGAUCUUAUCAACUUAGCCCCAGAGGUUGAGGAUGACAAUCAUCACAUUGCUUGGAACAUCGAGGGUCUAUGCUUGAAGUUCUUGGCUCGAUUGGAUGUGAACUGGACGGACUUGCAAAAUGAUAUGCCGGUGCUACGCUACAUGGAGGUUAGUCAUUGCUACAAACUGAAAGGUUUCCCCUGUUCUGUUAAGUCUCAAUCAGUUUUAGAGAAAAAAUCAGGAUUUUGGAGAAAAAAUUAGGAUUGAAGAAAAUCACAAUGUCCAAGAAGUCCUUUAAUUGUGUGAUGUCACUAUAAAUAUUAUUUUCUUUCUAUGCAUUGAUGCUACUGUUGUAAUAUGUGUGAUGUGUGGAUAUUUUUAUGCUUUAUUGUAUUGAUUCUAUUUUGUAAUAUUGGUGUUGGCGUAUUUAUGUAUAAUUGAAAUAAAUUUAACUUUAA